AUGUGUGACGAAUCAGCUGAUCGUCUGGCCCUGGAGGCAAAUUUGGGCAAAAAUCGUCACUUGGAUAUUGUCCCGCACGAUGCGAAUCGGGUAGCUUUGAAAGCAGUUCGUGGCGUGGAUGGAUCCGACUACAUCAACGCAAGCUACAUCGAUGGUUAUAGAACACGAGCCGCCUAUAUUGCCACCCAGGCACCGCUUGCCUGUACACUGGAAGAUUUUUGGCGAAUGAUCUGGGAGACCGGGUCGUGUCUGAUUGUACGGCUGGAGAGUUUGCCCUCCUUGAACGAUCCCAAAUCGGCGGACGCUCCAAUCUACUGGCCUACCAUACAAUCGGCCCGUCAUGGAUUUCUGGUUAUUGAUCCGAUCGCCACCUACACCAUGAACUCAUAUGUGCUACGCGAGCUACGUAUCACGGACACCCGAGAUGGUACCACUAGAACUGUACGACAAUUCGACGCCACUCCGACAACCGACGCGAUGAUCGAGUUUGAACCGGCUCACGGCGGAUUCGGUUCGACGCGACUGGAACGACUAAAUGAACCCGGUGUCAAACUGCUCGAUUUGAAUGACUGCGAUCCCCUGGCUGCUUCCAGUUCUCCUUCACAAACAGACUCUUUGCUUGAUGCCUCAUUAACCAAUGGGAACUCGAAUAUGAAUCGUUUGCGUCCCAUAAAUGCGAAUUUCAAACAGCGCUAUCAAUCACUGUGUGAGGCGAUGUUGGAGACAGUGAUACAAGUGCACAAAACCAAGGAACAUUUUGGUAUGGACGGUCCCAUCACUGUACACUGCAAUUUGGGCGCAGGUCGCACGGGUGUAUUUCUGGCCAUUUCUCUCGUACUUCAACGUAUGCGAUAUGAGGGCGUGGUCGAUAUGUUUCAAACGGUCAAACUGCUACGAUGGCAACGUCCCGGAUUGGUCAGUACUGCAGCGGAAUAUGCAUUUUGCUAUGCAACUGCUCUGGAAUAUUUAGACGCUUUUGAACGCUAUACUAAUUAA
Molecule: messenger RNA, 996 nt
Organism: Echinostoma caproni
Lineage: Eukaryota; Metazoa; Platyhelminthes; Trematoda; Plagiorchiida; Echinostomatidae
Source: the annotation of a GenBank genome assembly